This is a messenger RNA of Prorocentrum cordatum, 3542 nucleotides long. NCBI's taxonomy places the organism in Eukaryota, Dinophyceae, Prorocentrales, Prorocentraceae. The record is from the annotation of a GenBank genome assembly.
UGGGGAAUGGUUUUAUUUGUGUGUGUAUAUCUAUUUGUGUGUCCCGGGGCCCCUUCUUUUUGGCCCUCCCUGCGACGCAGGCCGAGGCCCGCCCUCCCCCGCCGAGCCGGCCGACGCCGGGACGGCAGCGCGGCAGCGGGCUGCUCCAGGGUGCCCCCCGGCCGUGCUCGCCUCGGCGGCCCGCGCCGAGCCGUGCUCCGCGCCUGCCGGGAGCCCCACGGGCCCUCGGGCGGGCGCGGCGCCCGCGCGAGACGCCCCACCCAGGGGAGAAGCGGGGUCCUCCGCUGGCGUGGAGCGGCGCCCGCCGUCCCCGGGCGCCGUGGCGGCCACGACGGGCGGCACUCAGUGGCAGGAAGAUGCUGUGGAGGAGUCCCGUGUCGCCUCGGACUCCCCUGCGAGCGCCGAGCGGCGCUCGCCGCCACCUGGCGACCCGGCGGGCGCCGACUGCGGAGGCCAGUGGCAGGAAGAUGCUGUGGAGGAGUCCCGUGUCGCCUCGGACUCCCCUGCGAGCGCCGAGCGGCGCUCGCCGCCACCUGGCGACCCGGCGGGCGCCGACUGCGGAGGCCAGUGGCAGGAAGAUGCUGUGGAGGAGUCCCGUGUCGCCUCGGACUCCCCUGCGAGCGCCGAGCGGCGCUCGCCGCCUGCUGGCGACCCGGCGGGCGCCGACUGCGGAGGCCAGUGGCGGGACAGCGACCUGGAGGAGUUCCGAGCCGCUUUCGCGGAGCCGCAUUCGCUGCCCACUGGCGACCCGGCGAAUAGCACGGGGGGAACUGAGGGACACGAGGAUGGUCUGCAGGAGUCACGCGCCGCGUUCGGCUCCCCGCUCGCACGGCGGCGCUCACCGCCCCCUAGCUGGUCAGAGGACCCCAGGAGCGUGGCCCAGAGGCAGGAGGAGCCCCGCACCGCGCCCGGCCCGCCCGCCGGUGCGUCUCGUCACCCGCCGCCCCCGACCCACCCGGCGAGCACCUGGAACGCAGCCCGAGGAGGAGGAGGAGGAGGAGGCGGCCCAGAGCAGCCCCCUGCCGCCUCUGGCAGCCCCGCGGGUGGUGGCCCUGGCGCCUCGCACGGCGCCCCGAAGUCGCCCGUGUGCCCCCUGCUGCCGCUGGCGGCGGGUCUUCCGACGCCCUGCCGGCGACCGAGCGGCGGCGGCGGGGCCCUCGCCGGCGGCGCGCCGCAGGCAGCGCCGCGCCCAGCCGCGCACGCCGCAGAGUCGCGCCAGCACGGGGCCUGCAGCGCCUCCCCCUCGCCGCCGUGCAGAGCCGCGCGCGGUGCAUCCCAGGCCCGCGGCGGCCUGGCAGAAACGCAGGUCGACCCGGAGGGGGCCGACGAUGCAGCCUCCCAGCCGCCCGCUGCAGAGGCGCGGGGGCGCGGUGAGCUUGCCGCCUCGACGGCGAUCACGGCGGUGGGGCCCGCGGCGCCAGCAACGGACGAGCCCACUACGCAGCUCUCCUGCGAGGCUGGCGGCGACGAGCCUGCAGUCGUCCGCCACUCGCCGCCCAGCCGCUGGCAGCGCCCCUUGCCCGCCAGCAUGGGCGGCCCUGAGGCUUUGGACCCCGAUUGCGCCGCGGACCAUGUGGCCCAGGCGCCUCCUGCGCCGAAGCGCUGGCUGGCGGCCACCACUCCGCCGCCUGGCGACGAGCCUGCUGGCGGCAUCGGCGCGGAUGUGCUAAGUCUGCUGCCUUCGUCGCAGCCCGAGGCCCCCGGGCCACCGAGGGCGAAGCGCAGGAGACGCACUCAGGCCGCGAUCGACGACAUGACCCCGUUGCGAUCCCAAGACCCCUUACCGCAGGCACUGGCUUCGGCGGCCCCGCAGGCGGCUGCGGCUGUCUCUGCAGCCCCGGCGUCAGCGGCCGUGCCUGCGGCCUCGGCGGCGGCGGUGGCCUCGGCUACAGAACCGCCAGGGGCGGCGGUAGCCGCGGCACUCCCCGCAGCCCUGGCAACGGCGGUCUUGCCAGCGGCCCCGACAAGAAGGCCGCCAAAGGCGAAGGCCGAGGCGGCGUCGGCGGCAACCACGGCUGGGAGGAAGAGGGGGCGCCCUCCCGCGGGCGCCUGCGCGAAAGAGGAAGAGCGCGAGUCGCCGGGUGCCGCUUCGGGCGAGGCCUUGGUGCCCGCAGCCUGGGCGGGAACGAGGCAGGGUGCGCCCGAGGCGGCGGCGGCGGCCCCAGCUGGGAGGAAGCGGGGGCGCCCUGCCGCGGGCGCUCGCGCGAAGGAGGAACGCGAGCCGGCGGCUGCCGCUUCGGGGGGGGCCUCGUCGAAGCCCGCGGCCGCGGGGGGAGAGAGUCAGGGCGCGCCCGAGCCUGUGGCCGCUCCCGCCCCAGAGCGACGCCGUGCGGCGGAAGCCCCGGGGCGCGUCGCCCCACCGCGCCGAGUGGAGGCCGAGCAGGCGGCGGCGGCGGCGGCGGCGGAGGGGGUGAGCGACGCGUGGGCGCUGUGCCCCGUGCCGCUAGCAGACGCUGAGCUCGGCCAGGGCACGGCUGCUGCGCCGCACGCUGUGCACGGGGACGCCGGCGAGGCCGCGGCCAGCGCCGCCGCGGGCGAGGGCGGCGAGGCCGCCCGCCCCGCGGGCAGGGGCCAGAAGCGCCGGGGCGGCGGCUGCAGCACAGGGCGGCGGGGCGCGCCGCGGCGCAAGAGCGUGAAGGCGGAGGCGCCGGCGAGCCAGGAGGAGGCCCAGGCGCCGCCGGCCGACCCCUCCGAGUCAAACACUCCGGCGCUCGUGGAGGAGCCGGGCCGCCCCGCAGGCGUGGCGGAGGCCCGGGCCGGUGCUGGUGCCUUCGCGGCCGCUGGGCCACCCCCAAGGCCCCCCCUCCCGGGAGCGCCUUGCUUCUCGAGCACGGGCCUCGAGCUCAGCAAGAGGCAGAAGCGCACGAUCAGGGAGAUGGGCUGGGCGCUCGCCAGCGACUGGGUGCCGGGCAUCACGCACCUGGUGGCGGAUACUUUCCGGCGCACGACGAAGAUGAUGUGCGCCAUCUGCUGCGGGGCUCACAUCGUCACCCCGGGGUACCUCGACGCCUGUCGGGAGGCGGGGGGCCUCGUAGACGAGGCGGCCUUCAUCCUCCGCGACGAGGUCUGCGAGGCCGCGUUCGCGCGCAAGCGCGGCAUCGGCGGGGGCUACUCGCUGGCGGUAGCGCUGGAGCGGUCGCGCAGCGGGGGCAAGCUGCUGGCAGGCGUCUCGGUGUACUGCUUCCCCUCCGUUGCCGAGAAGCGCGAGCUGCCCAUGCUGGUGGAGGCGGCUGGCGGCACCUGGCUGUCCAGGUGGCCCGACAGCCCCGACGCGUCCUCGGUGCUGCUGCUGGCCGAGCGCACCGUGGGCAGCGAGAAGGAGCAGCAGCGGCGCAGGGCGCACGAGGUGUUCGACGUGGAGCUGCUCCGCGAGGCCACGUGCACUCAGCAGCUGCGCCGGGGCGCGUACCGGCUGCGGUGAGGCGGGGGGAGGACGCGCGGCGGGGCGGGCGGCCCGCGCUGCGAGCGCCCGCCUCGCCCCGCUGGUCUGCCAGCGCUGUCUCUCUGCCUCCUCCUCCUCCUCCUCCUCCUCCUCCUCCUCC